Messenger RNA from Anolis carolinensis (green anole), 8155 nucleotides. It is a transcript of the gene kcna3, whose product is annotated as potassium voltage-gated channel subfamily A member 3. Gene Ontology annotation, biological process: protein homooligomerization; potassium ion transmembrane transport. The transcript has 6 exons. Gene Ontology annotation, molecular function: protein binding; delayed rectifier potassium channel activity. The record is from RefSeq and is a predicted model, not a curated record. Gene Ontology annotation, cellular component: membrane; voltage-gated potassium channel complex. Lineage: Eukaryota; Metazoa; Chordata; Lepidosauria; Squamata; Anolidae. The coding region runs from base 633 to 2432 and encodes 599 amino acids.
UAUUUCCAAAGGGAUAUGUGCCCACUGCCCAGAGACUGGGGUACAGUUAUUUCCAAGAUCUUCUGUAGUUGCUUGGGCUCCUGACCUUCUCUAGUUGGCUGAGAUCCUCACCUUCUCUAAUUGUUUGGGGUCCUAAUCUUCUCUACUUGGCUGAGCUCCUUAUCCUUUCUAGUUGGCUUGGACCUCAUCUUCGCUGUUGGCGCAAAUCCUUGCCUGAAACGCGGCUGGUGAGGCAGGGACUCCAGCGGAGGAUUCUUGCGCGCUGCCUCCGCGUUCGCGUGGUCGCCUGGGGGGCUUCUGCGCCGCUUCUCCCUCUCCUCUUUCCCCCUUCCUCUCCCUCCUCCUCCUCCCCCUCCUCCCGCCUGGCUCUCUCUCACUGUCCUCCUCCCGUGGCGGCGGCGGCGGCGGCGACAACAACAACAGGCGGUUCCCCGGCAGCAGCGGCGGGCGCGGGCGCGUGAAGAACCCCUUCCCCGCCUGGCUGCCGCUUGGCUCCGUGUGUGGCUCCGGCGGGAGGAGCCCGUGAGCGGCGAGGGCGGGCUGCUUCCUCCGCGCGACGGCGGCGGCGGCAGAGUCGGGCGGAGCCGUCUGGGGAGAGCGCGUCUCCCCUCGGCUCCCGCCGCGCCCCGUGGAUGGACGAGCAGCGGAGCCUCCUGCACUCGCCGGCCGCCCCGUCCUCUGGCAGGCAGGCGCGGGGCGGCGGGAGCGGCGUCGUCGGGGCCAGCAGCCACCACAACCUGGGCUACAGUGAGCAGCCCUUCCCCGAGGGCGCCCUCCAGCAGGAAGGGCAGGAAGAGGAGGAGGAGGAGGAGGCGGUGGCGGAGCUGGAGGGGGGCAUGACGGUGGUGGGGGGAGAAGACCCCCUCCUGGACGACACCCAGCACCCCCAGGCCCUGCUGGGAGGCGAGCGCUACGAGCACCCCGGGCUCCACGCCCUGCCCCCCGCCGGCCACCACCUCAUGUUGGGCAGCGGAGGAGGAGGGGGAGGAGGAGGCGAGCACGAAUGCUGCGAGCGGGUGGUCAUCAACAUCUCCGGCCUGCGCUUCGAGACCCAGCUCAAGACGCUGGCCCAGUUCCCCGAGACCCUCCUGGGCGACCCCCGCAAGAGGAUGCGCUACUUCGACCCCCUGCGCAACGAGUACUUCUUUGACCGCAACCGGCCCAGCUUCGACGCCAUCCUCUACUACUACCAGUCCGGCGGGCGCAUCCGACGCCCGGUGAACGUGCCCAUCGACAUCUUCUCCGAAGAGAUCCGCUUCUACCAGUUGGGCGAGGAGGCCAUGGAGAAAUUUCGGGAAGACGAAGGCUUCAUCCGCGAGGAGCAGCGACCUCUGCCCGAGAAGGAGUUCCAGCGCCAGGUGUGGUUACUCUUUGAGUACCCGGAAAGUUCUGGACCGGCACGGGGCAUCGCCAUUGUCUCGGUCUUAGUGAUCCUCAUCUCCAUUGUCAUUUUCUGCCUGGAGACCUUGCCCGAGUUCAGAGAUGACCGUGACUAUGAUACCAUUGCAGGGACAUUUGGGACGGGCGUGGGUCCUUUUGCGGCUGACAUUUUCACGAAUUCUUCUUCCCCUGCAGCCUCCAUGGUGUCGUCUUUUACCGAUCCCUUUUUUGUUGUGGAGACACUGUGCAUUAUCUGGUUCUCCUUCGAGCUGCUUGUCCGCUUCUUCGCUUGUCCCAGCAAGCCCACCUUCUCCAAGAACAUUAUGAACAUCAUUGACAUUGUGGCCAUUAUACCUUAUUUCAUCACUUUGGGGACUGAGUUGGCCGAGCGGCAAGGGAAUGGCCAGCAAGCCAUGUCUCUGGCCAUCCUCAGAGUCAUCCGGCUAGUUAGAGUCUUCCGUAUAUUCAAGCUCUCUCGGCACUCCAAGGGGCUGCAGAUCUUGGGGCAGACCCUCAAGGCCAGCAUGAGAGAGCUGGGCUUGCUCAUUUUCUUCCUCUUCAUUGGAGUUAUCCUUUUUUCUAGUGCGGUCUACUUUGCGGAGGCUGACGAUCCCAACUCGAGUUUCAGUAGUAUCCCUGAUGCCUUUUGGUGGGCUGUAGUGACCAUGACUACCGUGGGUUAUGGGGACAUGCACCCGAUCACAAUUGGGGGCAAAAUAGUCGGGUCUCUCUGUGCCAUAGCUGGGGUGCUGACCAUUGCCUUGCCUGUGCCUGUGAUUGUCUCCAACUUCAAUUACUUCUACCACCGGGAAACAGAAGGUGAAGAACAAGCCCAGUAUAUGCAUGUUGGAAGCUGCCAGCAUCUCUCCUCCACCGAGGAGCUGAGAAAAGCUCGCAGCAAUUCCACGAUCAGCAAGUCAGAGUACAUGGUGAUCGAAGAGGGAGGCAUCAGCAACAGUGCAUUCAAACAGGCUGCCUUCAAGACGGGCAACUGCACAGCCGUAAACAAUCCCAACUGUGUGAAUAUUAAAAAGAUCUUUACAGAUGUUUAAGAGACUCUUCAAGGCUAUAAAUAUAUAUAUAUAAGUAUAUAAAAACACACACACACAUAUAUACAAGAGGGUCUGCAUAAUCAUUGUUGUGAGGAACAUGCACCAUCAUCAGUCUUUGUGCUCUUGUUUCAUAUGUGUACUUUUCUCGUCCUUCCUUCGGAAGAUGAGGAUUUGGGGAAGGUAAACGAACCAAGCAGAUGUUAAGAAAGGAGACAGAUAAGAGGAUUCAAAGACGUACGUUCGUGCCGCUCCCUCCAGGAACAGGUUUUUGUUCUGCGCUGUUUGAUGCGGGGCUUUGGGGAUUUUUUGUUGUUGUCAGCGAACGUGCUUUGUUGUCUGAUUUUGCAAAGAACAGUUCCGUUGCCGACUUUAUGUUCCCUUGCUUGGCUGCACUUGUUGGACAGAAAGUUAGGAAGUGACAGCAAAGUGAACGUCACCAUCUUGCUGACAGACAGUGAGGAAAAAAAAAACAGGUGAUGAUUUUAAUGACACAGCGCAUCUCUGCCAUCCUGUUCUACAAUGAUGCAUAUUGUUGAAACAUCUAAUGUGCAGUCUGUGAGAGUGCAGUCCUGGUUUCUUUAUGUCGGGUUAGAGUCUGUGUGCCACUUGCCCUGGUCAUUUGUCUAAUCAUUUAGAUGGAACAAGAACAAAAACCUCCAUUGUGGUUUUGGGUAUCUUUGGGCCACAAGACCAAAUAAUUGCUUUCCUGAGCCUGAAAAUCUACCUGCAUGGUAUAGUGGAAGAUCUCUCUCCCCAUAGUACAAUGAACAGUGGAUUGUCCGGAACGUGUCCUGAGUGUUUGUGCAUUCCACGUAUCGUGAAUUGCUCCGCUCCUAGUAAAUCUCCGAUGGGCUUUUGGCAGAGACUGCAGCCUCCCCUGGAAACCCUAGUAACAAAAGGGAUGUUUCCAUCCAUUUCCAAUGCAUGCAAGAUAAGCGGUUGCAUCUAUCGCAAGAAGAUUAAAUUGGCAAAUGCGCCCGCCUUGCAGCGGAAGUUACUAAUUUGGACUUGAGUGAUGCAGUUUCCAUAGCAAUUUGGUUUCCUGGGAGACUCCCAGAGGUUGCUAUGGCAUCCGGUCUCUCCCUCCCCCACUCCUGUGCUGUUUCCAUAGCAACCAUUCCAGAUGGUUCCAACUUCUGUGGUUCCACAGAAAAGCCUCUGCUCCGAUAAAUCACACACUCACACACUUACAUACGUGCGGCAGUAAUCCCAGAGAGAUUUAAGUGUGGAAACUACUGAGUGCUAUUCGGUAUGCAUCAUUUUUGGAUGUGCAAAAUUCUUCGUGUCCUGGUGCCAGCCAAAAUCACAAAGACAAGAGAGAAUAUAAAUCGUUCCUCAUGUUUUGAUAGAAACAAAACACCUGUUCCACAAAAAAAACACCAGCAACUCCAAGUUCCUGAAUCUCCUUUACUAUUUGGUACCCCAAUAUUUGAAACUGGGAAUGAUUCCUUACUCAUUGUACCACAUCACCACCAAGGCAAAUAAAAGAUGGCACCAUUCCCAGCUUCCUUCAGGAUGAAACAUUUAUUAAUUCAUGGCGCAUGACCUAGUUUUAUGCAAAAGGACCCUUCAUUUCAAAGCAUGUGUGGCACUGAAGGAGAAGAAGACCCAAACAUUUUGAAAGGAUGCAAAUCUAGGGAAAUAAACACCAAUGAGCCACAAAGUAUGGGGCUGAGAAGUACUUAAACCAUCUGGGGAAUAUAUGUUCAUCUUCUCCCAUCUACACACCUGGGGCUGUAGAGUAUCAGGAAAGACACAGAUCAGAACUAAGGCUCAUGUAGCAGAACAAACCAAAAUUCUGGACAAAUACUGCAGGCCCUGUAGUGGACAGAUGGCAGCAGAGGCGGUCCAACCAUAAGGCGAACUAGGCAUUUGCCUGUGGCGCCAUCGACCCGGGGGCACCAUCGUCCUGGGAGGAGGGCGCCACUCUCCGCCUCCUUCUCCUUCAGGUCUCCUGGCGGCCGCGCUGGGCCUCCCACUGCCCGUGCUGGGCCUUCCGGCCAGCGCGGGCCCGCCUUCACACCACGUGAGCCCACCUUUGGGACCUUCAGAGAUUGUGAGGUCUGUGGGAACUUGGAAGCUAGUGAUUGGUUUGGGGGGGGGGGGGGUGCCAAAAUUCUGUUCGCCUACACUUGAAAAAUACCUAGGGUCGGCUCUGGAUGGCAGUACUGGUAUGCAGCAGGUACCUGGUUUUCUUCUACCACACAGCUCAAGCUUGAACUCUACAGGGCUCUGCAACCUACAACCUUCCUGAUGUUUUGGAUUAUGGCAUCCAUAAUCUCUGACUGCUGGCCAUGCUGGUGAGGGCAGUUGAGAGGUGUAAUCCAAAAUGCAGAGUGGUGCACUCUCUUUCAUGAUAGUUUUUAAAUUAAGGUUGGAUGGCCAUUAUGGAUGUAAAAUUUCAGGAAAUUUGAAACCAUGGGGGCACUGUGGGGAAAAAUGAAAAACAAAACAAUUGAUGAGGGAAUAGAAAUGUUCCGAAAAACCAUAAAACUGGACUAGAAUCUUUUACAAAUUGAAAAUAACUUUGUUAUUUUAGGAAUAUGAAAUUUAUUAUUGUACCAUUAUGUUUGGCAUGACAUUUUGUUUGGGAUAUUAAGAGUUCAGAUCAAGUAACUGUUACAAACUAAUUUCUCUUUUAAAAUUCAUUUUUAUGGAGCUACCGUGUUUCCCCGAAAAUAGGACAGUGUCUUAUAUUAAUUUUUGCUGCCAAAGAUGCGCUAGGUCUUAUUUUCAGGGGAUGUCUUAUUUUUCCAUGAAGAAAAAUUCACAUUUAUUGUUGAACAAAAAAAUGAACAUUUAUUAUAUACUGUGCAGUAGUUGUCAUCACAAACCAGCAUAACCAGACAAACUGUGAAUCCUAUCAAGAAUUUCUUAUUAUUACCAAUAUUUCCAUGUACAACACUCUAUGGUACGUACAUUUACCGAUCCUGCAUGCUCUGUUGUUCUGUUCGGCGAGCAUGCUUCCAAACAAAAACUUUGCUAGGUCUUACUUUUGGGGGAGGCCUUAUAUUUAGCAAUUCAGCAAAACCUCUACUAGGUCUUAUUUUCUGGGGAUGUCUUAUUUUAGGGGAAACAGGGUACUAGGUGUUGAUCUGUAAGCAGUCUCUUUGGUUUAUUAGGCAUAAUAAAAUUUAUUAGGUAUAAUAAAAAAUUCAAUAAGAACAGAAUAAUAUCUACAUUAGUAAAACAUACAGAAUUGUUAUGUUUUCUCUAAGCUUCCAUAGAGUCAUUCCCAUAAAAAAGAACUGAGAUAAGGAUAACAAGGCUAGGAAUUGCGAUGAACAUAUACUGUACACUGUUGUUUUCUUCUUCUCUCUCUUUGCUACCACUUUAUUUAUACUCCAACUUUCCAUCAAAAUUGGGACUAAAAAUAUUACGUAAUAGCUAGAAAUAACUUGUGUGGGCCUAAAUUUGGCCAUAUUCUAAAGUAUUUAUGGGGGGGGGGGCACACAGUUUUUUUCCUGAAUGUUUCUGUCCUCCCCUCUCCACUGCUUUGUAGCUCUAAUGGCCACCUUUCAGGGAUACUUUGAGCAUGGAUUUAUGCACUGGAAGAUAACUUGAGUGCUGUCUUCCAGUUCUGUGAAAUUAUGAUAAACCUUUCAAACACAUAGCUAGAAUUAUUCCAAUACAAAUGUAGGCUACCUAUUGCCUUCAGUUGUUUUGCUUACAGCUCUCAUAAUCUCUGACCAAUUGUCAUGAUGACAAGAGGUUAUAGAAGGUGUUGUUCAGAUUACCCGUUCCUGCAUUACCAAAUGUACAUUAUGCCAACUCAGGCCUGAAAGCCUUUUGGUAUUAGGGUUCUUGUACACCAUGUAAAGUUUUGAAGAAGAGGUACUUCAGAAGAUAUACAUGUUGUACUGGAAUUCAGGAUUUUAUCGAAAGUAAAAUGUAAGUAUAGUAAAAACCUGUGCUUUAUAUUUCAGAAAAGCUGAAUUUAAUAAAUUCAGGAUGUAUCCAAAAAGUCAUUGUCAAGAAGUUCAUUCUAGUGUUCCAUCAAAAUCUACCCCCCUGUAACUUAAAACUGUUAGAUCUAGUUCUACCCUCUGAGAGUACAUUUUCAGUGUAUAAUUAAUAUAUAGUACCACUUUAACUGCCAUAGAUCAAUGUUAUGGAAUCAUAGGGUCUUUAAUGUUCUAUGCUCAAGAGUGGGCAAUGUCUCCCUAAACUACAAGUUCCAGGAUUCCAACAUAUGGAGCCAUGGCAGUGAAAGUGGAGUCAAACUGCAGUUUCACACCCUGGGACAGCUAUGGCAUUUGUUGAGCAUUUAAAGAAUACAAUCAUAUCCUUCAGUCUUCUUUUCUCUAAGCUAAACAUUGCCCGCUCUUUCAACCUGUCCUCAUAUGUUCUGUUUUCAUACCUAUUUUAAUCUUUGUUGUCCUUCUGUGAACUCACGCCAAACUUGUCCAAAUUUUUCUUCAAAUGAGGUGCCCAGAACAGAACAUACUUACUCCAGGAUCAAAGAGGCAUCCUAGUGUGAUCAAAUUAAGACCUUCUUGUGGAGCCAGGCCUUCCAGAUGAAUGAUAAAAGGCAACUACCAGUUAGCGGCAGAUAACAGAAGAUGUCUCAGUAAGUGCAACAGAACUCCAAUCAGCUUCUUAAGUAUUUAUCAAAAGAUCCAUCACCGAGAACAGAAAAAAGUCAUGCUCUGAACUGAAGGACAAUCUGCCCUCUUGUGUCUCAGUAUUUUAACUUGUGGUGGUAAAACAAGUUCUUGCCUUUCUGUCUUUUCUAACAAGUGCAUUAUGUAGAACUGAACGUGUUUUGUGUCACCAAGAGAAAAUGAAAUGCAAUAUUGUGAGCAAGAUCCAAACUGGGUAAGAGGAGUAUAACUGUUUGGACAAUGUUCUUGCCUUCAUAAAACUUCUCAUGCAAGCUUCAGUGACUAGAAAUUAAAUAUACAUUGAGCUGCUAAUAAACCUACCAAAUGUGUCAACUGUAAAACAUCCCAUCUGUUUUCUUUUGCACCAGCUUAUUUUGGGCUGUAACAAAAAAUGAAUAAUUGUUAUCUGUUCUGUUUUUAAUAACAACCCCCCCCCCCCCCCAGUUACAUGUGUGUUGUUUCUAAAGUGAUACCUUUGUUAUCAAAUGCAUCCCUGCUUGUUUUAGUCUUUGUAUACAAAGAGAUAUUAGUUAUUUAAAUGAUUCCCCAAAUAUCUUUGAAAAGCUUUAAUAGGUGUGCCUUGUUUGCAGCAUUGAUUUAAAUAUGGAAAAUAUUUAAAGUUCCCAAACUUUUUUGGCCAUUGAAGCCUUCAGGAGAUUUUUUUUUUAUUUUAAGACUCAGAUUAAUUUCAGUGCCAACAAUAGAAAAAAAAGACACACACACACACACACACACACACACACACAGAACCUGUGAUUCUAAGAUGCACCCAGUUCUGCAUCAUUUUACACCAAUUCCAAUUCAACUCACGAUUUCCUCUCUAACAUCUAGCUGUUGAGUAAAUUUUAUUCUGAUAUUUUAUUAACAAUAUCCAAAAUCCUUAUUAUCUCAAAAACCGUACAAGAAAGAUUUUUUUUAAAAAAAAGAAACGUGGAAUUGAUGUGAAAAAUCAAUGUGUAAAUCGUUCUUGUAAAAGGUUGAAACAUGGAGCCAGUAGCUACAUCCCUGACAUAAAUAGUUGUAGCACAAAAUAGCACUGACAGUGAUUGUGAAUCAAAUCGUUGGCCUUGUGUGGUUUUAUUUUAAAAAUUCAUAUUAAAUUUUGAUAUUUUAAGAUUA